CCCUGCUACACCAGUAAGUUGACUCACUGUACAAUACCUCUCCCCUUCACUCUACUGCAGGGUGGGAGAUAAAACAAUGGUCUUGAGAACAGCAGGAAGUGUGUUGGGGGUCUUUCUCUGGUCUGUAGCAGUUGUACUGGGUCAGGAUGGCUGGAGUGUUACAUACACCCCUCAGAGUAUCUGUACCUUGAAGGGGUCAACAGUGGAGAUGUCCUGCUCUUACACACAUCCCAGUGGUUAUAUCGUCACAUCAACCUUCUGGUUCACUAAAAAUGAUGCUGAGGGGAAUCCUGUGAGUCUGAGUGAUGACGCAGACUACAAAGCUCGUGUGACGUAUCAUAAAGAUAACAAGAAUGACUGCACUCUGAGAAUCACAGACCUGAGAGAGAGUGACUCAGCUACGUACAAGUUCAGAUUCAUAACAGAUCAGACUGGAGGGAGAUUUACUGGCAGUCCUGGAGUCACUCUGUCUAUCACAGAUCUGCAGGUGAAGGUGACUCCUUAUUCAGUUGUAUCAGCGUGGAAGACACUGACUUGCACCACCUGUGUUCUGACUGGUAACCCCACCUACAUCUGGUACAAGAACGGACAGAUAGUAACGGACAACACUUCUCCCUAUUCAGUCUACCCUGAUGCUGCAGACAGCUACUCCUGUGCUGUAAAAUCCAAUGAGGAUCUCCACACUCCUGCAGUGUGUGUUCAGGAUCAGAGCUGCAACAGAGUAACUUAUACUGACAAUAGUAUCUGUGCCUUGAAGGGGUCAUCAGUGGACAUAUCCUGUACUUAUUCCAGUUAUCAUCCGAUCAAAACAACAUUCUGGUUUAGAAGUGAUAAGUCGGCCCCUGAGGACCUAACCAGAGACCCAGAGUAUGCAGGUCGGGCCCUGGAGAGCCUUCCCUCCAUCCUGAGAAUCACGGAUCUGAGAGAGAGCGACUCAGCUGAGUAUAAAUUCACAUUCAACACACAGAUCUCAGGAUGGGGGUACAGCUUCCCUGGAACAACUCUGUCGGUCACAGGUCUGCAGGUGAAGGUGACUCCUGACACAGAGGGACAGAAGACACUGACCUGUAGCACCACCUGUAAUCUGACUGACAACCCCACCUACAUCUGGUACAGGAACGGACAACGUCUAGAUGAGUCUACUUCCCUGCAAUACUCUGUCAAUAAUUCUUAUUCAGACAGUUACUCCUGUGCUGUAAAAAGCCAUGAGGAUAUCCAAGCUCCUGCAGUGUGUGUUGUGGGUGAGAGCUGUAUGAAUGUGACUUACACCCAUCAGAGUAUCUGUGCUUUGAAAGGGUCAACAGUGGACAUAUCCUGUUUUUACACACAUCCCAGUUGGCAUAACGUCACAGAAGUGUCCUGGUUCAGCAAAUGGGAGACUGGUGUAACUAACGAUCUGAGCCAGGACCCAGAGUAUGCAGAUCGUGUGGAAUACCAUCGACAAACAGACAAGGACUCCACUCUAAAAAUCACAGACCUGAGGGAAAGAGACUCAACUGAGUACAAGUUCAGAUUUAAAACAGUUCAUGCAGAAUGGGGAUAUACCUUCUCUGGAACAACUCUGUCUGUCACAGGUCUGCAGGUGGAGAUGACUCCUGCCACAGUGACUGAGGGACAGAGAGUGACACUGGCCUGUAGGACCGUCUGUACUCUGACUGAUAACCCCAACCCCUCCUACAUCUGGUACAAGUUAGGCCAGCGCCUCACCAACCAAAAUAACAGCCUGAUCCUCAACCCAGUCAGCAGUGAGGAUGCAGGCAGAUACUCCUGUGCUGUAGAAGGCUUUGAGGAUCUCCACUCUCCUGAAGAGACUCUCACUGUCAAAUAUGGCCCAAAGAACACACUGGCAUCAAUCCAUCUCUCUGAUGAAAUAGUGGAGGGCAGUUCAGUGACUCUGACCUGCAGCAGUGAUGCCAACCCACCUGUGGACAAAUACACCUGGUACAAGAAGAUUGGAGCCCACUAUCAGUCUUUCUCCUAUGGGAACACAGAACUACAGCAUGUCUUCAGUCACAUCCAGUCAUCUGACACUGGGGAGUACUACUGUGAAGCCCGGAAUGAGAUGGGGACAGACAGGUCUGAGUCUAUCAACAUCGAUGUGAAAUACGGCCCAAAGAACACCUCAGUGUCAGUCAGUCCCUCUGGUGACAUAGUGGAGGGCAGUUCAGUGACUCUGACCUGCAGCAGUGAUGCCAACCCACCUGUGCAGAGUUAUGCUUGGUACAAGAAUGGAAGUGUCUAUCAGAGUAUCUUCUAUGGGAACACAGAACCACAGCAGGUUUUCAGCCAAAUCAAGUCAUCUGACACUAGACAGUACUACUGCUGGGUCUCGAAUGGAAUUAGUACAGACAGGUCUCCAUCUUUAGACAUUGAUGUUAAAUAUGCCCCCAAAAGCACCUCUGUGUCAGUCAGUCCCUCUGGUGAAAUAGUGGAGGGCAACUCUGUCACUCUGACCUGCAGCAGUGAUGCCAACCCACCUGUGGACAAAUACACCUGGUACAAGACGAAUGUGACCUCACCAAAAGCAUCAGGACAGAGGUACAGCAUCACUAACAUCAUCUCUGAGGACAGAGGAGAAUAUUACUGUGAGGCUGAGAAUAUAUAUGGACGUCUCAACUCUUCCCCUGUAUUUGUGGACGUUCAGUAUGACCCAAAGAACACCUCCGUGUCAGUCAGUCCCUCUGGUGAAAUAGUGGAGGGCAGUUCAGUGACUCUGACCUGCAGCAGUGAUGCCAACCCACCUGUGAAGCGUUAUACCUGGUACAAGACGAAUGGCCAUCAGUCUGUCUCCUAUGGGAACACAGAACCACAGCAAGUCUUCAACCAAAUCAAGUCAUCUGCCACUGGAGAGUACUACUGUGAGGCCUGGAAUGGGAUUAAAACAGGGAGGUCUGAGUCAAUCAACCUGGAUGUGAAAUAUGGCCCAAAGAACAUCUCAGUGUCAACCAGUCUCUCUGGUGAAAUAGUGGAGGGCAACUCUGUGACUCUGACCUGCAGCAGUGAUGCCAACCCACCUGUGGACAAAUACACCUGGUACAAGAAGAACGUAACCUCACCAAAAGCAUCAGGACAGAGUUACAGCAUCACUAACAUCAUCUCUGAGGACAGAGGAGAAUACUACUGUGAGGCUGAGAAUAAAUAUGGACGACUCAACUCUUCCCCUGUAUUUGUGGACGUUCAGUAUGGCCCAAAGAACACCUCAGUGUCAAUCAGUCCCUCGGGUGAAAUAGUGGAGGGCAGUUCAGUGACUCUGACCUGCAGCAGUGAUGCCAACCCACCUGUGAAGCGUUAUACCUGGUACAAGAAGAUUGGCCAUCAGUCUAUCUCCUAUGGGAACACAGAACCACAGCAAGUCUUCAACCAAAUCAAGUCAUCUGACACUGGAGAGUACUACUGUGAGGCCUGGAAUGGGAUGAAGACAGGGAGGUCUGAGUCAAUCAACAUCGAUGUGAAAUAUGGCCCAAGGAACACUUCAGUGUCAGUCAGUCCCUCUGGUGAAAUAGUGGAGGGCAGUUCAGUGACUCUGACCUGCAGCAGUGAUGCCAACCCACCUGUCCAGAGUUACACCUGGUACAAGAAGAAUGGAGGUGACAAUCAGAGUAUGACAGGAACACAGCAUGUCUUCAACCAAAUCCAGUCAGCUGACACUGGAGAAUACUACUGUGAGGCCUGGAAUGGGAUGAAGACAGGGAGGUCUGAGUAUAUCGACAUUGAUGUGAAAUACGGUCCAAAGAACACCUCAGUGUCAGUCAGUCCCUCUGUUGAAAUAACGGAGGGCAGUCCAGUGACUCUGACCUGCAGCAGUGAUGCCAACCCACCUGUGCAGAUUUACAUCUGGUACAAGAAGAAUGGAGCUGAAACCUCAAUUAGACAUUCUGGAUGGAGUUACAGGAUCACUAACAUCAGCCCUGAGGACAGAGGAGAAUACUACUGUCUGGCAGUGAAUGAAGUUGGAUGCAAAAGAUCAAAGCUUGUUCCUCUAAAGGUUUUGUGUAAACCAAAGACCACCUCCGUGUCAGUCAGUCCCUCUGGUGAAAUAGUGGAGGGCAGUUCAGUGACUCUGACCUGCAGCAGUGAUGCCAACCCACCUGUGGACAAAUACACCUGGUACAAGAAGAAUGGAGCUUCACUGAAAGGAUCUGAAAACACCUUCCUCAUCACCAACAUUAACUCUGAGGACAGUGGAGAAUACUACUGUGAGGCUGAGAAUGAAUAUGGAGGUCUCAACUCUUCUACAAUUUAUGUAGAUGUUCAGUAUGGCCCAAAGAACACCUCAGUGUCAGUCAGUCCCUCUGGUGAAAUAGUGGAGGGCAGUUCAGUGACUCUGACCUGCAGCAGUGAUGCCAACCCACCUGUGCAGAAUUACACCUGGUACAAGAAGAAUGUAACCUCACCAGUAUUGUCAGGACAGAAUUACAACAUCACUAACAUCAGCUCUGAGGACAGUGGACAUUACUACUGUGAGGCGAGGAAUAAAAUAUCAUCUGAGAACUCUACAGCUCUGAGGAUCAUUGUAGCAGGGAAACAUACCUCAUACCUCAAUGCUGCUGUAGGAAUCAUAAUUGUUGUUCUGGUUCUCAUCCUCUGUCUCUCUGGCUUCAUGUGGUUCAGGAAGAAGGCAUCCAACUCCACCUCUGGCACAAUAGAAACAAGAGAUACAGCAGAUGAGGGACAGGGAGACUCUACUCUCCUUUAUGACAACGUCUUAGGCAUGGCCAUGCAGCAGAGACAGCAGUCACCGUCGAGUCAGGAUGACGUUCACUACACCAGCGUCCACGUCUCUCCCUCCAAAAACCCGGAAGAGCUUUGUGCUCCAUCGUGCAACUGCCUCAACCCCAGAAACAGGACAGAGAUGUCCAGUACACUGCUGUGAAAUUCAACCCUCCCAGUGCUACCAUCCGACUCACAGCGGCACAAGCAGCUGAGGAGGACACCUCUGAGAUCUACAGAACAGUCAACAAAACCCAGAACCAAGACCACCUGAACACAACAAAACCAAGAACACCUGAACACAACAAGCCCCAAACCAAGAAGAACUUAAAACAACAAUCCCAGAACCAAGACGACCUGAACACAACAAACUGUUUUUAAGAAAUGUUUGCAAAAAACGAAACAACUGAAAUAUACAUUUACAGAAGUAUUCAGACCUUGGUUGAUGCGCCAUUGGCAGCGAUUACAGCCUCGAGUGUUCUUGGGUAUGAUGCUACAAGGUUAUACAUUUUUUACAGCAAUACAUUUUGUUUCAUAUGUCUGUUACGCAAAUAAAUUCAAUUCAUUUAUAUACACUUAAUAUAAGUUUGCUAGAUUUAAAAAAAUAUAUUUGUUUCAUUGUUUUUAUCACAAAGUUAUAGCACAAUUUUGACUCAAAUUUAAGGAAAUAGUUCUUCUUGAUUCAAUGUUUCUUAUUAAUUUUAUCAUUUUAGUUUUUUUUACUAAUGUGUGAAGUGUAUACAAUCUAUCAUAAACUUCAUUGUCAUUGUUUUUACCUUGUUAUGACAGUAUUUUCAGUGGAGAGAAAAUUAAAAGCUUUUAAAAUCACAAUCUUGUACUGUACAUACAAUAACUACAAAUAAUACAUUUACAUUAGUUUGUAGAGCAAUAGUGGUUUAUUCAUCUUCAUAAUCAUUAUUUCCAUACAAAAUGUACACACACACUUUUAGAAGAAGCAAAGUCCAGCUCCUAGACACACAACCAGUUACAUAAAAUAUUAUGUAUUGUCAUUUUUUAAAUGCAGACACAAUAUGACUCAAUAAACCGAGACAGACAGACAGACUUGUAUGCAUGGCAGGUCGAAAAAAAUAAAUAAUUUGGCCAAAUACUCAGUCAGCUGAAGACAUCUCUUUCACACAAAAUGGCCGUUCAGACUUUCGGUAUCGCUGAACAAUGUCUGCUUUAUGUAGCUAACAAGCUUGCUGAGAUAGCUAGUUCACUAAAUUCAUAAGCCACUCCCACGUCAACUCUUAAUAACACAGUAUUUUUACAUGGAUGGUUUACUAUUUAUUUUAAAAUAUUAUUUUACCUUUAAUUUUGUGUAUAUUCAUUGGUAUCUUUAUCUACUGCCAUCUUCUGUUUGAAUCUUGUUUGGUUAGGCAGGUAGCCUAGUGGUGAGAGUGUUGGGCCAGUAACAGAAAGGUUGCUGGAUCAAAUCCCCAAGCUGAAAAGGUAAAAAUCUGUCAU
This is a messenger RNA of Oncorhynchus mykiss (rainbow trout), 6177 nucleotides long. Its product is annotated as sialoadhesin. NCBI's taxonomy places the organism in Eukaryota, Metazoa, Chordata, Actinopteri, Salmoniformes, Salmonidae. The record is from RefSeq and is a predicted model, not a curated record.